This is a messenger RNA of Phanerochaete carnosa HHB-10118-sp, 1833 nucleotides long. RefSeq lists its product as uncharacterized. The record is from RefSeq and is a predicted model, not a curated record. Gene Ontology annotation, molecular function: transmembrane transporter activity. Bases 33 to 1469 code for a protein of 478 amino acids. The transcript has 11 exons. Gene Ontology annotation, biological process: transmembrane transport. NCBI's taxonomy places the organism in Eukaryota, Fungi, Basidiomycota, Agaricomycetes, Polyporales, Phanerochaetaceae.
CUCAGCGGCCCCGUCUCACGGCCUUGACAGCCAUGUCUGGAGAGCAACGGUCGAAACCCUGGGGACUCCGGUGGAGGAGUUCUGUGUGGUACGUGACGUUCGGUGUAAUGACCGAUGUGCUCGUGUAUUCUAUUGUAAUCCCUGUGCUCCCAUUCCAACUGGAGCGUCUUGGUUACCAGGGUGUCUCGGGCCGCGUUGGCUGGCUGCUUUUUGGAUUUUCUGCAGGACUUGUACUAUCGACGGUGCCUAUCGCCAUGUUCUCUGAACGAUACAAUAUGAGGACUUGGCCCUUGAUCUUAGGCCAGGUGAUACUGAUUGGAUCGCAGAUCAUGCUCAUGCUGGCACCUACGUACUGGCUUAUGGUGCUGGCUCGGAUUAUCCAGGGCAUAAGCUCUUCCAUUAUAUGGAUCGUCGGCCUCGCACUUCUAUGCGAUACAGCGUCCGAAUCUAUCGUAGGAAGACAACUUGGUGUGGCCAUGACCGGUCUUUCUCUCGGGUCCCUCAUUGGCCCACUAGCAGGAGGACUUCUGUACCACCGUUUCGGCUUCCAUGGUCCCGGCAUCCUUGCUGUCAUCCUGGCCGCUGUAGACCUCGUUGGGCGACUCCUCAUCAUCGAGCGCAAAGACGCGCUGAAGUACGGCGUAGACCCUGCGGCCGAACCAGAGCCGGACGACUCGGAGCAGACUGCCCAGCAAGAGAACCCUGUGCCUGAAACGCGAGCUGAAGACGACAAGUCUGCGACAGGAGAGAGAGCUAUGCAGCUCCCAGAUAGGCCACAACUGUCUUUGAUUGCUGUGGUUCGGAAGCUGGCGACGUCCAAACGAGCGCUGACAGUUAUGUUCGGCAGUGCAAUCUACGGGCGAGUACAAACAAGCGUUUCCCCCAUCAUUCAUGCUGAUCUUGAUCGUAGUGUCGCGUACGCGAGCCAGGAACCCGCGCUUCCCCUGCAUCUCCAAGCAGUUUGGAACUUCGACUCCUCAAGGGUCGGCCUGAUAUACCUCGGUGGGGUAAUCCCGACCCUGAUAUCGUCUCCCCUCUCCGGAUGGAUCACAGACUGGUACGGCUCCGAAUGGACGCUCAGCAUCUCCUUCCUCCUGAUCCUCCCGUGGUUCGGGCUCCUCACCAUAAACGGGCCCCUCGCGCUCUUCAUCGCCAUGUUCUGCCUCGAGAACUUCUUCUUGGCCGCGACAGUCCCUCCGCUGACGACAGAGCUGGCCGCGGUGUCGCGCAUGCACGAGGGCAUCGGAUAUGCACAUGUGUACGGUGCCUUCAACCUGAGCUUUGGCAUCGGUUCCGCUCGUACGUCUUCGACACUGGCGUAUAUUUACGACCACGUACGGCAAGGUUGGGCAGCGAUAUGCUACGUCUCCAUCGGUGUCCUCGCCAUGUGUUCGCUCCUAUCGAUGUGCUUCGUCGGCGACAAGCCGUUAUACUCACGUUUGCUGAUACGACGACAAUCACGCUCCUAACGACGAUCCAUUUCUCAAGAAACCACUACUCAGCUAUACCUGACAGUACAUAGUGUAUACGCGGGGUGAUAUGAUACAGUGUACAGACUAGAGAAAAUAUGUAGGAUGACGGGAGAUGUACGCUAGAUUCUCCGCGGGAACUUACAUCUAGGAAUACAGAUGACGACAGAGCGAGAUGCGACGGUAUGUAACAUGAGGUAUACAAGAGAGGAGGAAAGCAAUGAUGUGGUGCGACGCGACGAACUAAAUAGUGAUAUAAUGUUACGAAGGAGCGGCAGGUAUAGUGUCUUGUUGCAGGCGGAUAGAUGGGGGUGUCCCAAACUGGAUUAACAGUUGGACAAGGUCACCUGCGGGUAAUCGUUUA